This is a messenger RNA of Oncorhynchus keta (chum salmon), 1658 nucleotides long. Its product is annotated as potassium voltage-gated channel subfamily F member 1-like. NCBI's taxonomy places the organism in Eukaryota, Metazoa, Chordata, Actinopteri, Salmoniformes, Salmonidae. Gene Ontology annotation, molecular function: voltage-gated potassium channel activity. The record is from RefSeq and is a predicted model, not a curated record. The transcript has a single exon. The coding region runs from base 162 to 1658 and encodes 498 amino acids. Gene Ontology annotation, cellular component: voltage-gated potassium channel complex; membrane. Gene Ontology annotation, biological process: protein homooligomerization; potassium ion transmembrane transport.
UUUUGCGCAAUGCCUUUCCUUCUUUUUUAAAUGACUUUCUAUAGGCUACCGCACUUUAAACAUUUCAUGUGACCUACAUGAAACACAAGUCUGUUUAUUGCUUUUCGACAUUUCCUCCAGUUAUUAUACUGCGUCAAAAAUAGCCUACGACAGCAGGAAAGAUGUGGACAAUACCCAAACCCCGAUAUAAGAACUGCAACAAAUUGGAUACAAGGGAUGAAGACGAGAUGGCCGUGAACAUUGGCGGCGUGAGGCUAGUUUUAGACGGCGAUGUGCUUAACCGCUACCCGGAGAGUAGACUUGCAGAACUGAUCAACUGCUCAACUCUGAAUUACGACGUUAUCUACUCACUUUGUGAUGAUUAUGACCCGGGUAAAAAAGAGUUUUAUUUCGACCGGGAUCCUGACGCUUUCAGAUGUAUCAUUGACGUGUAUUACUUCGGUGAGAUUCACAUCAAACGAGGUAUAUGUCCAAUUUGUUUCAUUAAAGAGAUGGAGUUCUGGAAAAUUCACCAAAGCUAUUUGGACGAGUGCUGUAAAAGUUACCUGACUGAAAAAGAGGAAGAGCUGGCAGAGAUUGCCAACAAAGUUAAAUUUAUCUUGGAUGAUCUAGAUGGGGACCCUUCUGUCAACUGCUCAGCGCGGUGUCUAAAGUUCCUUUGGAAACUCAUGGAGAAACCGGAGUCCUCUUUGCCUGCGCGUGGCAUCGCCGUUGCAUCUUUCCUCUUCGUCCUUGUGUCCUCCGUGGUGAUGUGCGUGGGGACCAUUCCAGAAGUCCAAGUAGAAGAUGAAGAAGGGGACCUUGUGGAGCACCCGAUGCUGGAGGCCAUCGAGACAGCCUGCAUAGGCUGGUUCACCGUGGAAUACCUGCUGCGUUUUGUGUCCUGCCCAAACAAACUGCUCUUUUUCCUAUCCUUUAUGAACAUAAUCGACUUCAUGGCUAUCAUUCCCUUCUACGUGGUGUUGACCCUUACUUACCUGGGUACGGCCAUGAUGGAUCUAGCCAAGGUCCAGCAAGCGGUCCAGGCGCUUCGCAUCAUGCGUAUCGCCCGCGUCUUCAAACUGGCGCGCCACUCCUCUGGGCUACAGACUUUCACCUAUGCGCUGAAGAGGAGUUUCAAAGAGCUGGGGUUGCUCCUUAUGUACAUGGGCAUAGGGAUAUUCGUGUUCUCAGCACUGGGCUACACCAUAGAGCAAAGCCACCCGGAGACCCUCUUCAGUAGCAUCCCACAGUCCUUCUGGUGGGCUAUUAUCACCAUGACCACCGUGGGCUAUGGAGACAUUUACCCCAAAACCACUCUAGGCAAGUGCAACGCAGCCAUCAGCUUCCUGUGUGGGGUGAUUGCCAUUGCGUUGCCAAUUCACCCCAUUAUCAACAACUUCGUCCAUUUUUACAACAAGCAGAAAGUGCUCGAGACCGCGGCCAAGCACGAGCUGGAGCUCAUGGAGUUGCAGUCUAGCGAUGAUUCACUGAUGAAGGCAACGCGCAAGUGUGGCGCAGCGGGUGCGUUGGAGAGCUCGAUGCGUACCUCGCGUAGUGAUAAUUGUAUACCACUUCUCGAGGAAUCGACCAGGACUUUGAAGUCGAAAUAUUAUUGCUCGGAAACCGAAUCAUUUGAACUUGGUAAAGAAACAUUCUAUAGUGAUGUGUUUCAAUAG